AAUGCUCAGGGGGUGAAGCCAGACUGUGCACACUCAGUAGCUGUUAGGAGGCAUUUGAUGUGUUCCCCACCAAGCGCUCGUUGAUUCGGAGCAGGACCGGGGAGCCCUGGAACUGGGCUGCUCCUGGCAGCCGGGGGGCCGCAGUCCGUAAGCCCCACUCGUCAGCAAUGAGGAAGCCCCUGAUGAGGCGGGCCAGCCUCUCGGCCAACUUGAAAAUCGGCGACUACAAGAAAUGCUGCCUGACUCCCGAGGAGGAAGAAGUCUAUAUCCCCUUCGCUCAGGAGAGCCUGGUGAAGCAAUGGGGGUCGAUGCACAACGUUGCGGACAGGGCCCAGGAACGCCAUAGCAUCCCUCCCCGGAGGAACCGCUACUUUCUGAACCUCAACGUCGGCGGGAAGUGCUUCCAGAUCGCGUGCAAAUUGGCCGCCAAGUACCCCGUCACGAGGAUCGGCCAGCUGGCCCUCUCCACCGACCCCAUGAAGAAGCUGGAGCUCUGCGACGACUACUCAGUGCCGAGGAACGAGUACUUCUUCGACCGGGACCCGCACAUUUUCCACUACGUCUUCCACUUCUACCGCAGCGGCGUCAUGUGGAUCAUGCAGGAGUUCUGCCCGUCCAACUUCGUGGAGGAAAUCGAGUACUGGGGGGUCCACAUGAAGUACGCCCAGAGGUGCUGCCGGAUCCUCUUUGAGGAGAAGCAGGAUGAGAUGGCCGAAUACCUGAAGGUGCAACGGGAGCUGGAAGCAGAGCUGGAGCCCCUGGAGAGUGAGGUGAACUUUGAGGGCAUGUUCCUGGGCAGGUUCCGGAAGGCCAUCUGGAACCUGGUUGAGAACCCGUUCUCCUCCAUCCCCGCCAAGAUCAUCGCCAUCAUGUCCAGCGUUUGCGUGCUGGUCUCCAUCGUGGGCAUGACGCUCAGCACCGUGGACGAGAUGCAGCACAAGACCAGCAAGAAGUGCAUGGAGCGUGUGGAGAUGGCCUGCGCCAUCUUCUUCACCCUUGAGUACCUGAUGAGGCUCAUCUCUGCCUCCUCUUGCCAGCAGUUCCUGCGGGCCGCCUUCAGCGCCAUCGACCUGGUCUCCAUCCUGCCUUUCUACAUCCAGCUCCUCUUCGAGAACCUGGGCGAGGGAGACUCAGAGUACCACGAGGAGCUGCACAAGAUGCGCAGCGUCGGGAAGCUGGGGAAGGUCCUCAAGCUCAUUAAGCUCAUGCGCAUAUUCCGCAUCCUCAAGCUGGCGCGGCACUCAACGGGCCUGCGGGCUUUUGGGUUCACCAUCCGCCAGUGCUACCAACAGGUCUGCUGCCUGCUCCUCUUCAUUGCCAUGGGCGUCUUCACCUUCUCGGCGCUGAUGCAUUCCGUGGAGCACGACGUCCCCGGCACCAACUUCACCAGCAUCCCCAGCGCUUGGUGGUGGGCAGCGGUCAGCCUCUCGACGGUGGGCUACGGAGACACCGUUCCGGACACCCUGCUGGGGCGCAUGGUGGCCUUUGGCUGCAUCUCUUUUGGGAUCAUCUUGAAUGGGAUGCCCAUCUCCAUCCUUUACAACAAGUUCUCCGACUACUACGCCAAGCUCAAGUCUCAUGAGAACGAGACCACCCUGUCGCUCAAGCUGUCGCGGAAGCUCAACCUCAAGGCCAGAGCCUGGAGGAAGUUCACCGAGUGCUGCUGCGCUGAGUAUAUCAUCCCUGGCCAGCAAGCCUCGCAUCAGGCCCCUGCCCGACACGGGUACCAUCCUGUUCACCAGGGGCACCCCGUCACCCGCCAGCCCGGGCACCCCCACCCCCAAAUGCCCCAUUCUCCCAUCCACUGCUCAGACCACCUCGCUCCCCAACCGCAGCCUCACCAUGCCCACCCAGAGGCUCUCAACGCCCACCUCGCGGCACCGUCGGGUCACCCCACCCCUCAGCCAUCGCUGCGGCUGCCCUCUCAUGCCAGGCGAGGGAGCCAGUAGAAGAAGCAGGCAGAGAGAGUUUCGUGGUCUUUUUAGGAGGGUACGCUUCGUUUGCAAAUGGCCGCAUUUAUUAUUAUUCAUAAUAUAUUAUUAUUAUUAUUAUUAUUAUUAUUAUUAUUAUUAUUAUUAUUAUACUGAGUUUAUGUACCGCAAUAUACCCGGAGGUCUCAGACGGGUUCACAAAAUAGAUCACAACAUAUACCACCAGGAUAAAGACAACAACCCAAUAACACACACCCCAAAAAGAGUCACAUUUUAAAAGGGUAUAUAGGAUGUCAGGCAGAUCAACCAAAGGGAUGGUUAAAAAGGGAACGUUUUUGCCUGGCACCUAAAGGUGUACAGUAUAAUGAAGGCGCCAGGCAAACUUCCCUGGGGACAGCAUUCCACAGAAGGGGAGCCACUGCAGAGAAGGCCCCAUUCUUGUGUUGCCACCUUCCGGACCUCUCGAGGAGGAGGCACACGAAGGAAGGCCUCGAAAGAUGAUCUCAGGGUCCGGGUAGGUUCAUAUGGAAAGAGGCGGUCCUUGGGUUUUUGCGGCCCUGGUCAAAACCAACACUUUGAAUAGGGCCCAGAAACUAAUCGGCAGCCAGUGCAGUCGGACCAGGAUCGGUGCCAUAUGGUUAAACUGUCUUGUUCUGGUGAGCAACUUGGCUGCUGAAUUCUGCACCAGCUCAAGUUUCAGAGACAGCCCUACAUAUAACGCAUUGCAGUAAUCCAGCCCUGAGGUUACCAGAGCAUAGACAAGAGUAGUUAGGCUAUCCCUGUCCAGAUAGGAGUAUAGCUGGGCCACCAGCCGAAGCUGGCUCCGCUAGUAGAGGGUGGACCUUAAAUCAGUACCUCCACCUACAGAAGCUCCCGGGGUCAAACCCUGGUACCUCCACCAUCAAUGGCAUCGCCACGGCAGGACUUUGGGUAGUAGUAGUAGAAAUGGGACCCGGGUGGCGCUGUGGGUUAAACCACAGAGUCUAGGGCUUGCUGAUCAGAAGGUCGGCGGUUCGAAUCCCUGCAACGGGGUGAGCUCCCGUUGCUCGGUCCCAGCUCCUGCCCACCUAGCAGUUCGAAAGCACAUCAAAGUGCAAGUACAGUAGAUAAAUAGGGACCGCUCCGGCGGGAAGGUAAACGGCGUUUCCGUGCGCUGCUCUGGUUCGCCAGAAGCAGCUUUGUCAUGCUGGCCACAUGACCCGGAAGCUGUCUGCGGACAAACGCCGGCUCCUUCGGCCUAUAGAGCGAGAUGAGCGCCGCAACCCGAGUCGGACACGACUGGACCUGAUGGUCAGGGGCACCUUUACCUUUAGUAGUAGUAGUAGUAGUAGUAGUAAUGGGAGACAGUUUUCCCCAGCCUUUGGCAUCGGGGUGGGAAAACUUUGGCACUCUGUAUGUGUUUGAUUGCCAGCUCCCCUCAGCCGCAGCUAGCAUGGCCAAUGAGCAGGCAUUAUUUCUAGGGGUUAGACUAGAUGACUCUUGGGGGUCCCUUCCAACUCUUCAAUCCUAUUAUGUA
Zootoca vivipara (common lizard) is the source of this 3447-nucleotide messenger RNA. NCBI's taxonomy places the organism in Eukaryota, Metazoa, Chordata, Lepidosauria, Squamata, Lacertidae. The record is from RefSeq and is a predicted model, not a curated record.